Molecule: messenger RNA, 1905 nt
Organism: Aspergillus costaricaensis CBS 115574
Lineage: Eukaryota; Fungi; Ascomycota; Eurotiomycetes; Eurotiales; Aspergillaceae
Product: Zn(II)2Cys6 transcription factor
Exons: 4
Coding region: 1-1905 (634 amino acids)
Biological process (GO): DNA-templated transcription; positive regulation of transcription by RNA polymerase II
Molecular function (GO): zinc ion binding; DNA-binding transcription factor activity, RNA polymerase II-specific; sequence-specific DNA binding
Source: RefSeq, a predicted model, not a curated record
AUGCCACGAUCUAGGCGCUCGACUAAAGUAUGUUCACGCUGUCGGAAACGCAAGACGAAGUGUGACUUCAUCUUUCCAGCAUGUACUCCGUGCAAACUCGCAAGCUUACCUUGCUUGGGCUUUGAUCCUAGCUCUAAGGAGGCAGUCCCAAGGAGCUUUGUCAAGUCACUCGAGGCUCGGGUUGAAGAGCUCGAAGCACAGCUGCGCUCAUUCAACGCCGCCUCCAGUAAUAUUCCGUAUCUCAUCACGACGGCCGUCGCGCAGGCUACCAUAUCCAUUGGUGUGCCCUUUCAAAACUUGUUUCUCAGCUCUAAAGCCUCAUCUCCAUUGUUCUUUCGACCUUCCUGUCCCCCUUUGGCAAUAGCCCGGGAACGGGUACAAUAUAAACCUGUGACGAAUUUGAGCCUACAACAUAACAAUUACAAUCACGGGGCGCCGAUUAACUUACGCAGUGUUCCAUUUUCGGCGAUCAACCGCAUGAUUCGAAACUAUGUUGACAUCCACCUGCCCCAGUACCCUUGCGUGUCAGAAACUAUGGUAAACGAAAUACUCGACAGAAUCCAGCGUCAGGAUUUGAAGGACCCAAAGGCACUACCAAUCCACCACGUGCCCACUGAUGCUGGACUGGGGCAUUUCGAGUAUUUUGUAUUGCUUAUAGCACUGGCAAUUUCUGCCAUGACAUUGACAUGGAAGGCCGAUUAUCAAGCUCGAGCGGCUUCAGAGUCUUUCUAUAACGCGGCAUUGAAGCACCUACAGGCCAUAACAGAUCAUAGCGAACUACAGGCACUACAGAUUUCUUUACUCUUAGCUCACUAUGCACAUAUGUGCCCGGAGAGAGUAGACAAUUGGACAUGCAUCUCUAACGCUGUUCGUAUUGUCGUCAAUCUGGGGCUCUAUAUGGAGUGCAAUCAACUGAUUCAAGGAGAGCCUUGUCAGCGAAGCGUACUAUUUUGGGUAGCGUACGGUAUGGAGAGGUCAUUAUGUACGAACCUCCGCCUUCCACUGUCAUUUCCGGAGGAGGCAAUCACGGUAAAGCUCCCCACAACAGGAAAGGCAAACCUCAAUCCGGGGCACUCCACCAGUAAGCCGAGCAAGAUGUCUGUGGCUUACCAUAUAUGUCGGUAUCGUGCAUUGGAAACAGAGGUUCAUAGAGUGCUUCACCUAGAAGAAGACUUAUCCAAGUUCGGCAGCAGCACGAUAGAAGACUGGAUUGAGAGCAUCACCCAAAGACUAAAAAGGUGGUACGAGAAGGCACAGUCAUACACACAAUAUGAUAUGCUUGAUGUGCAGUUUCACCACCUCAUGGCGCGCAUCCACCGGCCUACGCCCCGUCUAAGAAUGAGAGGUCCAGACAACUGGAAGGCUGUGCUAGAUGCAUCAUCAGUUUUGAUCCAAGAUUACCUCGCUCAGGAGCGGCGUCGGAGGCUAUUCUAUCCUUGGCAUGGGGUGCACAUUCUCUUCGAAACUGCAGUCAUCUCGCUCGAGGCGUGCUGGUCAGCACGAAAUUAUGGGCCGCUACAAGGUAGAGCUCACAAGAUGUUACAUACCUCGAUCCCUCAUUGUCUUCAGCUUCUCACCAACAUCGGUGAGCGCUGGGGCGAGGCAGCCGUAUGUGCUGAUCGGUUAAGGCCGCUCGCUGAUAAUGUCAGGACCGCUCUCACAAAUCCUGACACCCUGUUGUUGGCCAUGGUUGAUGACAGUAUUAUCACGGCAGAGAUACUUGAUUUACUGUUCACGGACGGGCCAUUGUCAUGGACCCGAGCCAACUGCGGAGAUAUCCCGUCUGGUCUGAGCGACAGCGAUCCAUUGCUAAAUAGCAUGGCGGAUGACAGUCUCGAACUCUUCUCGUGGAAUCCCGAAUGGGACAUCAUGCCUACUGACUCAAUCCAGGGGUAUGAGCUUUAA